AAGGCCACACUGUAGCAGGAGAUUCUUUAGCAGUCAGAAAUGUCCGGACACGUGUGGAGAGUAAAGAAAUUUUGGCCACAAUUAACAUGCAUGCACCAAAGUUGAUAAAAUGCCCAAAUCAACAAUUCCACUAUGAAUUCAGAUAUACCAACUUUCUUCCGCUUCAGUCACUUGUGUACACGUUUUACGCACUAAAUUUAGCAUCAGCAAGUACAAGUAUAAAUAGCUCAAUCGCGAUCCAGAAUUUAUCAUCGAAAGCUCUGUUCUAAAAAUAAACUACUUGCUUACAUAAGCACCCCUCUUUGGGUUUCUUAAUUUGUUUCCAAUAAGUCAAUUACCAUACUCCCCUACUACAUCAAGAUACAUACAUUUUACACAACAUCGCAACAAUGGCUGUCUUGAAGUCCCUGGCGUUUAUUGCCCUGCUAAUGCUUGCUACUUCUGCUAUUAUAUCUGAAAGUCGGGUGGCAAGAAAAGACUUGGGUGUAGAUCUUGGUGGGGCAGGAGUUGGGGUUGGUGCAGGCGCUGCAGGGUUGGGUUUGGGCUUAGGAGGUGGUGCAAGUGGGUCUGGAGUUGGAUCCGGGUCUGGAGCUGGAUCCGGGUCUGGCUCGGGUUCUGGUUCAAGUUCUAGUUCUGGGUCGGGUUCGGCUUCUUCAUCAGGAUCUGGAUCAGGUUCUCGAUCUGAAGCAGGUUCAUCUGCCGGGUCCUAUGCUGGUUCCAGGUCUGGCUCAGGGUCAGAUUCUGAAGCAGGCUCUGAAGCAGGUUCAUCUGCUGGGUCCUAUGCUGGCUCUAGGGACGACUUAGGUUCUGGGUCUGAAGCAGGUUCAUCUGCAGGGUCUCAUGCUGGUUCUAGUGCCCGAUCUGGAAGUAACCAAGGACGUGGAGGAGGAUCUGGAUCAGGCCAUGGCGAAGGUCGCAACUGAGAACAUGUCAUGGUAUCCUUGUAAAUUAAAAAUAUAAGUUGUCACCAUUUUGUGUAUAAAUAAGUGGAUGGUGACCAUUAUGGGUCGUGUACGUUUCUCUUGUUAGCAUAAAAUUCCAGGUCUUAUGAAGAUUAAUGUAUAAGUACUUUUGAAUGCCA
This is a messenger RNA of Rhododendron vialii, 1081 nucleotides long. Its product is annotated as hyphally regulated cell wall protein 1-like. Bases 390 to 923 code for a protein of 177 amino acids. The transcript is spliced from 2 exons. NCBI's taxonomy places the organism in Eukaryota, Viridiplantae, Streptophyta, Magnoliopsida, Ericales, Ericaceae. The record is from RefSeq and is a predicted model, not a curated record.